CCAUUGUCCUAUUAUUCCUAAAAGAACUCUCACUCCAACCAUCUUCCUUCGUCUUCCUUUUCAACCUCUCUUUCUCUCUCUCUCUCCUCUUUUCCCUCUUCUUCUCUUCUUUCUACCUUACUUUCCUCAACAAAUUCAUCCUAAUUCCCAACAAAACCCUAAUCAUGUCCCUUAAUUUCUUUACAUAAUCCCAUUAAAAUUUCCCCCAAAAAAACACCUCAUUCAUCCAAUGGAUCAUCAUCAUCAUCAAUCACAAAACAAAUCAAUCUCAAUCUCAAAACCAAAUCUCCACCGUCUGAUCACAUCAAGUAAUGGAGGAACCCCUAAAUCACCACCGUCAAUUUGGUUCGAAAUCCGUCUUUUUUACGUCCGUAUUGCACCUUGCGCAAUUGACGCCACACCAGAUCACCUCACCCUCAAACACCAUCGCCAAGAACUCGGAGUUUCACUUGAAAUCAAUGGCUCUCGUGUCCCUGCUUCUGAAACGGCGUCGUCUACUCUCAGAAGAGAUCGCGUUGACAGAGAUUCUUCCGAGGUUACCUAUGUUAGCACCGACAACGUUAAGAUCUCUGGAGGCGUAGAAUUCGAGGUAUAUGAGAAGGAGAAUUUGCUUCUGUGUGGGUCCCUUGGAAGGUUCGAGAAUGAUUGGAGUAUGGAUUUUUACGCCGGAGGUUCUUCGUCGGCGUUUUUUCAGCCGAAAUUAGGGAUUUCGUCGCCGUUGAUUGAGGUUUAUGUUGCCGGAAGAUGGUCGGAUACGCCGGUGAUUUUGACGAAGAUGAUUAAUGUUAGUCCUAGGAGGAAAUCGCCUAGGUAUAGCAAUUUAGAUGCGAUUCCUGAGGUUUCUGAUGAGAUUGAGAAAGAUCAUAAGGUUGUUGUUGCUAAUGGUUUGAUUCACCGGAAAUUGCAGCUCAAUGAGACUGAAGAUGAUUAUGAAGCAGAAGGGAAAUUGAUACACAAUUGGUACCCAGAAGAGGUUUACGAGGGGGAGGAUGGCCAAUUGACUUGGUUUAAUGCUGGAGUAAGGGUUGGUGUUGGAAUCGGUCUUGGUAUGUGCCUAGGACUUGGUAUUGGUGUUGGACUACUUAUGCGAUCAUAUCAAACCACCACCAGGAACCUUAGGCGGAGCACCACCAACAAAGGGCCCAAAUCAACAGCCCAUCACAAACCCACACCACAAAUCCCCUUAAUCGUAACCCUAAAUUGCAUCGAAGACAACUCUCUAGAAGAAGAAUCUCUCGCCGGCGUAGCUAUCAUUGAACAUGUCGGCUUAAGCCGUUUAGCCGAUGGUAAAAUCGAGUCAGCCGCCGCUGUUCUUCUUCACUCAUUGGCUUUCCUUCCACGCGCCGCUCAACGUCGGCUUAGACCAUGGCAGCUUGUUCUUUGUCUCGGCUCAUCCGACCGAGCCGUGGAUUCUGCUUUAGCCGCCGAUCUAGGUUUACGGCUUGUACAUGUCGAUGUUUCUAGGUCUGAGGAGAUUGCUGACACUGUUAUGGCUCUUGUACUUGGUCUCCUACGACGGACACAUUUGUUGUCGCGACAUUCUUUGUCUUCGUCUGGUUGGUUGGGUUCUGUGCAACCGCUUUGUCGGGGGAUGAGGAGGUGUCGAGGGUUAGUUCUUGGGAUUGUUGGAAGAUCUGCUUCUGCUAGGUCUUUGGCUACUAGAAGUUUGUCGUUUAAGAUGAAUGUGCUUUAUUUUGAUGUUUCUCAGGGACAAGUAAGCAGGUCGAUAAUAUUCCCACCUGCUGCCAGGAGAAUGGAGACACUUAAUGAUUUGAUGGCUGCAAGUGAUGUGAUCUCUCUCCACUGUGCGUUAACAGAUGAGACUGUCCAGAUCAUCAAUGCAGAAUGUUUGCAGCAUAUCAAACCUGGUGCAUAUUUAGUGAACACUGGAAGCAGUCAGCUUUUGGAUGAUUGUGCUGUGAAGCAGCUAUUAAUUGAUGGGACUCUUGCUGGCUGUGCUCUGGAUGGUGCUGAAGGGCCUCAAUGGAUGGAAGCAUGGGUAAGGGAGAUGCCUAAUGUGUUGGUACUUCCACGAAGUGCAGAUUACAGUGAAGAAGUAUGGAUGGAGAUAAGAGAAAAGGCAAUUUCUAUAUUGCAAACUUACUUCCUCGAUGGAGUUGUUCCAAGUAGCGCUGUCUCUGAUGAUGAGGGUGAGGAAAGUGAAAUAACCUAUGAAAAUGAGCAGUCUGAUAAACAAGACAGAGAAAGGGUGUCACAAAGUCCAGCUCUUGAAUAUCUGGAAGUGGAUAACUCAAUGAUCCCAGAGAGUUCUUUAAGGAAAUCGCCUAUAGAAUUAGACUCUCCUAGCCAGCAUCAGGUUUCAGCUGUGUCGGCAAAUAACUCUGCUCGAUCUGAAACAAAGCAUAGUAGAUCCAGUAAAAAGGCUAGAAAAAGACAUGCUCGCCAAAAGUCCCAACUGAAACCUGAGGAUAUCUUAGAGAAAGAGAGUACUUCACCACUGGAAGAUGAUACUGCUAUGAGUGGUACCGAGCAGGUGCGGAGUUCUGGUUCUCGUGAUGCUUCACCUGAAGACGCUAGAAGUAGAAAAACACCGAUAGAAUUGGUUCAAGCAUCAUCAUCAGACAUGUUACAGAAAUCAGGCAAGCGCACUAAUAGGAACUCCGGGGAGCUACUUAAAGACGGUUGUGUUAUAACGUUACAUGCAAGGGACCGCGAUAUGCUGCAUGUCUCAAGACAAAGGGUAAAGGGGGGUGGUUGGUUCCUAGACACCCUGCAUACUGCAACCCAUAGAGAUCCUGCAACUCAGUUCCUUGUUGUUUUUGGAAGCAAGGAUACAAUUGGAUUACGAUCUCUUGCAGCUGGUGGGAAAUUGUUGCAGAUAAACAGAAGGAUGGAAUUUGUAUUUGCCAGCCACAGUUUUGAUGUAUGGGAGAGCUGGUCACUAGAAGGUCCCUUGGAGAAGUGUAGGUUGGUUAAUUGUAGAAACACACAGGCUGUUCUUGACGUACGAAUUGAAGUUCUGGCCUCCUUAGGAGAAGAUGGAGUUUUACGUUGGCUUUAUUAGGUUGCAGAGUUUGAGGACUGUUGGUUGGUCCUACAUCUCAUAUCUUAGGUUGCUUACAGUUUAUCAUGGCUUGUAUAUCUUUCAGUAUGAUUUACCCCCAUCAGCAUUUAGUGUGUUGUUGUUCAGUUAGUAUUUGUUUCAUUAUUUGUCUCUUGGAGAAUCAUUUGAGUUUAUGUUGAGCAUUCACAUUCACUCUAUUUGGCGACGAAAUGCCAAGAUUGAGAGUUGAUCCAAUUUUUGAUUAUGGAAAAGACCAGAAAUGUAACUUCCAUAUUCUUAUCA
This is a messenger RNA of Beta vulgaris subsp. vulgaris (sugar beet), 3307 nucleotides long. Its product is annotated as C-terminal binding protein AN. The record is from RefSeq and is a predicted model, not a curated record. Gene Ontology annotation, molecular function: NAD binding. The transcript is spliced from 9 exons. Lineage: Eukaryota; Viridiplantae; Streptophyta; Magnoliopsida; Caryophyllales; Amaranthaceae. Gene Ontology annotation, biological process: microtubule cytoskeleton organization. Bases 230 to 3025 code for a protein of 931 amino acids.